UCACCUCACGUUCCCUUCCCUCCCCAGCGCACCACACUCUCUGUCCUCUCCUCCAACAUAACUCAACUAAACUAAACUUAACUUUCCUUUUGUUUUCUUGGAAUAUUGAGUAGAAGAAGAAGAAGAAGAAGAAAGAAGAAACCGUUUCGUUUCAUACUGGCCGAGACAUGUCGACGGCGAAACAAACCAGCCGAAACUUCCCACCGAUCACGAAGUGCGGCAGCGGCGGAACGACGUCGUACGGAUCCAUAGCGGCGGAUCUGGACGGCACGCUUCUGAUCUCCAGAAGCUCCUUCCCUUACUUCAUGCUCGUCGCCGUCGAAGCCGGCAGCCUCCUCCGCGGCUUCUUCCUCCUCCUCUCACUCCCCAUUGUCAUCUUCGCCUACCUUUUCGUCUCCGAAGCCCUCGGAAUCCAAAUCCUCAUCUUCAUCUCCUUCUCCGGCCUCAAGAUCCGAGACAUCGAGCUCGUUUCUCGUGCUGUUUUACCGAGGUUUUAUGCGGCGGAUGUGAGGAAGGAGAGCUACGAGGUGUUUGAGAAAUGCGGAAGAAAGGUGGUGGUUACGGCGAACCCGACGCUGAUGGUGGAGCCGUUCGUGAAAGACUUCCUCGGCGGGGACAAGGUCAUCGGGACGGAGAUUGAGGUCAACCCGAAGACGAAGAAGGCGACCGGAUUUGUGAAGAAACCCGGCGUGUUGGUCGGUAAAUGGAAGAGGCUGGCUCUUCUCAAGGAGUUCGGUGACGAAUCGCCGGAUAUCGGCAUCGGAGACCGCGCGUCCGACCAUGAUUUUAUGUCCAUGUGCAAGGUAGCUCUCAGUCCUUUUUGCACUAUAAAAGCUUUCCUCCAAUUAAUCAGUUAAGAAAAAUGGAAAUAUAA
Morus notabilis is the source of this 874-nucleotide messenger RNA. Its product is annotated as probable glycerol-3-phosphate acyltransferase 8. Gene Ontology annotation, molecular function: phosphatase activity; glycerol-3-phosphate 2-O-acyltransferase activity. Gene Ontology annotation, biological process: cutin biosynthetic process. Lineage: Eukaryota; Viridiplantae; Streptophyta; Magnoliopsida; Rosales; Moraceae. Gene Ontology annotation, cellular component: membrane. The record is from RefSeq and is a predicted model, not a curated record. Bases 168 to 857 code for a protein of 229 amino acids. The transcript has 2 exons.